GAGAGCAGCGCAGCUCAGGAGCCGCAUCCCGGUCCCGAGCUGCGUGGCUCGGCCCGGCCAUUGUGCUGCGCCAGGCCAGGGGCGCGCGCCCACCUGCCGCCAUGUCGUCGCCGUCGUCCGGGGAGCAGUACGAAGAGGAGGAGGACGGCGCGUACGAGAGCCAGGCCAAGCGGCUCAAGCCCAGCGCCGUCGCUGAGGAGGGCGAGAUCGAGUACGGCGGCGCCGAGGAGGGCGACGGCCGGCGGGACAAGGGCCCCGCGCCCCGCGGAGGAGGCUUCGCGGCCGGGGAUGCAGGCGGAAGUCAUCACAAAGUUUCUGUUUCUCCUGUUGUCCAUGUCCGAGGACUCUGUGAAUCAGUUGUGGAAGCAGACCUUGUGGAGGCUCUUGAAAAAUUUGGAACCAUAUGCUAUGUCAUGAUGAUGCCAUUUAAACGCCAGGCUCUGGUGGAGUUUGAAAAUGUAGAAAGUGCCAAGAAGUGUGUCACUUUUGCAGCAGAUGAACCUGUAUAUAUAGCUGGACAGCAAGCCUUUUUCAACUAUUCUACAAGCAAAAGGAUUACUCGGCCAGGAAAUACUGAUGAUCCAUCAGGUGGAAACAAAGUUCUCCUGUUAUCAAUUCAAAAUCCUCUCUACCCAAUUACAGUGGAUGUCUUGUAUACAGUGUGCAACCCUGUUGGGAAAGUGCAACGUAUUGUUAUAUUCAAGAGAAAUGGAAUACAAGCAAUGGUUGAAUUUGAAUCUGUUCUCUGUGCCCAGAAGGCUAAGGCAGCACUCAAUGGAGCAGAUAUAUAUGCAGGAUGCUGUACUUUAAAAAUCGAAUAUGCAAGGCCAACUCGACUUAAUGUCAUUAGAAACGACAAUGAUAGUUGGGACUACACUAAACCGUAUCUUGGCAGAAGAGACAGAGGGAAGGGCCGCCAGAGGCAAGCUAUUUUGGGAGAACAUCCUUCAUCAUUUAGACAUGAUGGCUAUGGAUCACAUGGUCCAUUGUUACCUUUACCCAGCCGGUACAGAAUGGGAUCUCGAGAUACACCAGAGCUUGUUGCUUACCCACUGCCUCAGGCUUCUUCAUCUUACAUGCAUGGUGGCAAUCCUUCUGGCUCUGUUGUCAUGGUCAGUGGGCUACAUCAGUUAAAGAUGAACUGUUCAAGGGUCUUCAACCUGUUCUGUUUGUAUGGAAAUAUUGAAAAGGUGAAAUUUAUGAAGACUAUUCCUGGUACAGCAUUGGUAGAAAUGGGUGAUGAAUAUGCUGUAGAAAGAGCUGUCACACAUCUUAAUAACGUUAAGUUAUUUGGCAAGAGGCUUAAUGUCUGUGUGUCCAAGCAGCACUCAGUAGUUCCCAGUCAAAUAUUUGAGUUGGAGGAUGGUACAAGUAGUUACAAGGAUUUUGCCAUGAGUAAGAAUAAUCGCUUCACCAGUGCAGGCCAAGCAUCCAAGAACAUAAUUCAGCCCCCCUCUUGUGUGCUGCAUUACUAUAAUGUCCCACUGUGUGUGACUGAAGAAACCUUCGUCAAGCUAUGUGAGGAUCAUGAAGUUCUCAGUUUUAUCAAAUACAAAGUAUUUGAUCCAAAACCUUCUGCCAAGACACUCUCUGGUCUGUUGGAAUGGGAAUGCAAGACAGAUGCAGUGGAAGCCCUCACUGUACUUAAUCACUACCAGAUAAGAGUCCCAAAUGGCUCUAAUCCUUAUACCUUGAAGCUUUGCUUCUCAACUUCAUCCCAUUUAUAGAGAGAAGACAGCAUGUUAGGAGCUACAUUCUUGAUUUGCAAGCUUGAAACUACAUGUCAUUCACAAGCUCUAAAGUGGUUGCUCUGAUAUUGCCUUGUCUCAACUUAAUUCUAAAAUCUUCUAUCUUGUUUUAUAAUAAAUGGAUGUUCCUUCAUUAAUAGAAAGCAGAGCUUUUCUUUUUGCCUCUAAAGAGUACAUGUUGUAAACCUAUUAUGAACAUUUUGUUUUUCAUUGAGGUGUAAUAUUAUCUACAAGAGUUAGAGCAGUCUUAUAGAUUUCAUAUGCAAGACACUGUGUACUGUUCCAAACCUUAACAUUUUAAUUGUUUUCAUCCAAAAAUGAAAUAUAUUUGCAUUUUCAGUAAUGUUAAAAAGAUUAGCAAGUAUUUUUCCAUUGUAGGUUUAAUUGGCAGAUAAAACUAUUACAUUGGACAAUUAAAUGUAGAAUUUCUUUCUAGUUACAUGUUUGGGUAGUUAAGUAUGUUGCAAUUAUUAAUACUAAAUAAGUUUGUAUAUAUAAAAUGUUUAAUCAGGAUAAUGUUGCAGAUACUAAAUUUUGAGUAGUGUAGACUUACCUGAUUUAUAUUUCAAAAAGGUGGCAAAAUUAAGCGAAUACCUUUGUACAGAAUGCACUCAAAUUUAUUUACAGUGGUUAUGGGUUUUAAAAGUCACUUUCCACUUCCAUUGGCAUGAUAUCACCUAUUGCUAGGCCCAUCUUGGGGAUCUUUUUUAAAUUAAAAUUAUAAGUCUGA
This is a messenger RNA of Gavialis gangeticus (Gharial), 2478 nucleotides long. It is a transcript of the gene HNRNPLL, whose product is annotated as heterogeneous nuclear ribonucleoprotein L like. NCBI's taxonomy places the organism in Eukaryota, Metazoa, Chordata, Crocodylia, Gavialidae. Gene Ontology annotation, biological process: mRNA processing; regulation of RNA splicing. Gene Ontology annotation, molecular function: mRNA binding. The record is from RefSeq and is a predicted model, not a curated record. The transcript has 13 exons. The coding region runs from base 102 to 1727 and encodes 541 amino acids. Gene Ontology annotation, cellular component: nucleus.